UUGGGACUGUUUUGCCGAUGUUCCUGCCGCACCCGUUGCUAGAAGAAAGGAAGGCUGGCGGUUCGCACGGAUUUGUGCCCGGUCCGGAGGAAACGGGCUGCCCCUCCGUGGGAGCGGUGAAUGAGCGAGCUUGCAUGAAAAAAGGACGAUAGGCGUCUGUCUGGCUCUUUGGUCGUCAGUCGGUGGGGACUGCAGUUGUUAUUUAUUGUGGUUUGCAAACUAAAAUAUAUUGAAUAUGCCGGAUCUUAUGGCAUUAGAGGAGAAGACAAAUAAAAAGCUCACAGAAUUUAUCCAGAAUGUUCAUGAUAGAGAUUUUGUAUGGAUGGAUGAGAUUCUCGAAGAAGCUAUCAAGAUGUUUAAGAGGAGUAGCUUUGAUGGAGAACCAGAAUUGAUGCCAAAAACCCCAUCUCAAAAAAAUCAUAGAAAGAAACGUUUUUCUUCUAUUAAGAAUGAUCAACUUGCUACAAAAAGAUCAUCUAAAAGAAACAGUGCCCGGAUCAGAGCUUCAAAGAGGAUUUCCCAAAAUGCUCAGCACAAAAAAGAAUUAGAAAUGCAGAAAGCUGAAGUAGAGAACACCUCUCCUUGUGUUCGUGUGACUAGAUCAAAGGCUGCCAGGUCUUUAAGGUCUCUCUCCGUUGCUGCUAAUCCAGUUAUUGCUUUAGCCAAAGGGAGGAUACCUCUAGUAGAAAUUAGUGCCAACGAGAGGCGCAGUGCAGAAGUGCAGGUGGAAAAAACGCCACCUCAAAUAACAAAAGAUGCCUUAAGGCAUACUUUGUCUCCAUCACCUAUAAAGAGAGCAGAACCCUUGUCUGAAAAGUCUGUGAUCAUAAUCCAAAACACUCCUGAGGAAAAACUAAAAAAAGAGGUGGGACGGACAGCAUGUAAGUUGAAGAUAGCAACUGUGUCUCUCUACAAAACUAUUGAAAAAGAAGAGCCCAGCUCUGAAAAAUUAUGUCCACAGCAACAAGAAGAUGAGCUGCUCUCUGAACUCAAAGGCACUUUGAAUUUAAAUGAAUCGCCACACACACCUGUCCCUAAAGGAAGUCGUCGCUCAGUGCGCCGAAGCCUGAUGGGCAGAUCCUCCACAAGCUCUAGAGCCUCUCUGGUCAACAGAUAUUCGCUAAGCACCAAAAGGAAACAAAUUGUCUUGAGACGCAGUAGCAGGACUGUAUCCAAACAACAAUCUGUCCAGCAGGAAUCUAUACAUACACAAAAAAACACUAUUACAGAAAAGUUUCUGGUUAAAGAAAGUACUGAAUCCAGAGCAACAUUAGAUUCUAUGUCUCAUUCUCAGAAGGUUGAUGAAAAUCUCAACAAAUCCCUUUAUUCUAAUAAGACUGGUAUGCAAGAGACUCCCCGAUCCGAAGAAAAACAGCAUAAAGGAGAAAGCGAAGAUGAGAGCUCUGAAAUGAGUGAUGCAUUACAAAAGCAGCCUCUGAGUGCCCGGAGAAAGCCAAGCUAUAAGAGAGCAAUUCGUGAUAGAGAUGAUGGACAGCACACAGAAGAUGAGCUCUCUCCACCAAGAAAAAAGACUCUAUCUCCUCAAUGUCCUGCCAGCAAGAUGGUGCGUCCUUUGAAAACGUUCUUGCAUACAGUGCAGAAGAACCAAAUGCUGAUGACUCCUGCCUCUGUAAAUCAAAAGAACACAAUAAAAUCAUUCCUCAGGCAGAACACUCCUCUCCGCUUCACUCCCAAGGAAAAAGAGAGACAGCGGUUAGAGACCAUGAGGAAGAAAGAAGAGGCUGAGCAACAAAGAAAAAGGAAAAUGGAGGAGGAAAAGAAACGGCGAUUAGAGGAAAUGAAACGUAAACGUGAAGAGCGCCUACGAAAGGUGUUGCAGGUUCGGGAGCGAGUAGAGCAGCUAGAGGAAGAAAAGAAACGACUUGAACAAAAGAUGGCUCAACAUGAAGGGAAGAAUGAGAAGAAGAAAAGAGAGGAAGAACAGGAAAGAGCAAGAAAGAUCGCGGAACAACACAAGGCUGAGCUGGAAAGAGAAAAAGAACUGUCUGCUAAGAGAGAACUGGAGAAGAAGCAAGAGCAGGAAAAGAUCCAGGCACAGCGGAAGCAUGAACAGCAAGAAAAGGAAAAGGCUGCACGCUUGCAGAGAGAGGUUUUGCAAGCAGCUAAAGAAAAAGAGAGGCUCAAGAAAGAAAUGGAAGAAAAAGAGCGGAAGUUGCAGGAGCAACGGAAGCAAGAAGAGGAACUAUUGAAAACAACUUCAGAGGCUCAGGCAAAGAUUGCUAAUAAGCAACUGAAUGUAACCAUAACUAUUGAGAACUCACCUAUCUGUGAUUCAUAUCCAAUGACACCUCAAGGCCAACAACCCAAGAUUGAUCUAAAUAAUUAUGGAAUGGAUUUGAACAGUGAUGAUUCAACAGAUGAUGAGAGUCAGCCCGCAAAACCAUCCCUACUUGGGCUUCUGGAAGUCAACUAAGCCAGCAAUCUUGCAUCAAUAUUUAACCCACCAGACACCAAAGCACUCUUUGGAGUGGUGAAGAGUCCCAGUUGGAAGAAAUCUUUGAUAAGAGCAAGCCACGUUAUUUCAAGCGCACAAGCUCUGCAGUGUGGAAUUCCCCACCUUUCAAGGGGGCAAAACUCUGUCUUCUGCCUUCAAGAGGUUUUAAUGCCUGUCUAAUAUGUGUCUGGUAUG
Messenger RNA from Thamnophis elegans (Western terrestrial garter snake), 2650 nucleotides. Its product is annotated as inner centromere protein-like. The record is from RefSeq and is a predicted model, not a curated record. Gene Ontology annotation, cellular component: nucleus; midbody; meiotic spindle midzone. Gene Ontology annotation, biological process: metaphase chromosome alignment; positive regulation of protein serine/threonine kinase activity; meiotic spindle midzone assembly. Gene Ontology annotation, molecular function: protein serine/threonine kinase activator activity. Lineage: Eukaryota; Metazoa; Chordata; Lepidosauria; Squamata; Natricidae.